AUGUCCUCUUCAUCUCGAAGAAGAUCCGACGAUUAUGAUUCGGAUUCAAGAUGGCAACGUUACGAAAAUGCCUCACUGGGGAGUGAGGCCGAAGGAACGAGAAAAGAAGAUGAAAGCGAAACGACUGAGAUAGACUCUGGAAAUGAAGUCGAGGCAUACAGAGGCAAAAUUCAAAGAAAAAACAACCAUUCAAGCAGAAAAAGGCGCCAAACACUGAAUGCGCGAGAGCGGAACCUGCGUCGCCUGGAAAGCAACGAGCGAGAGCGCAUGCGCAUGCAUGGCCUGAAUGACGCAUUCCAAGCUCUUCGUGAGGUCAUUCCGCACAUCAGCAUGGAAAAGAAGCUCUCGAAAAUCGAGACACUGACUCUUGCCAAACACUACAUCAUGGCUCUCACCAACGUCAUAUGCCAAAUGAGGGGAGAAUCCUUACCCUAUAAUCUAGGAGAAGAGGGAGAAGUUGGUGAUGAGGAGGAUGAUGAAGAAAUGAGUAAAAUCCGUACUUGAAAAAUUGAUGUACACGAAGUCAAUCAUUCCUCAAAUGUGUCUCUGUGUGAGUGUCUCGGCCGUGUUAUUACUGGAUAAAUGGCCUAUUUAUCGUCAGCUGAUGUGAUUGUCCAGCUUUUGGUGUUCGGUGUCAUCUUAUGCUUUUUGAGAAACUCAAGCUAUGACAAAUGUUGACACAAA
Messenger RNA from Uloborus diversus, 684 nucleotides. RefSeq names its product protein dimmed-like. Gene Ontology annotation, molecular function: protein dimerization activity. The coding region runs from base 1 to 504 and encodes 167 amino acids. Lineage: Eukaryota; Metazoa; Arthropoda; Arachnida; Araneae; Uloboridae. The transcript has 2 exons. The record is from RefSeq and is a predicted model, not a curated record.